Molecule: messenger RNA, 690 nt
Organism: [Torrubiella] hemipterigena
Lineage: Eukaryota; Fungi; Ascomycota; Sordariomycetes; Hypocreales; Clavicipitaceae
Source: the annotation of a GenBank genome assembly
AUGCCCAGUUGGAGAAGCAUCCAGUUGAAAACAUUGGGCGCCUACAGCCAUCAUCGUCGUCAACAGGCCAGCCAGAAGCCGGUCCAGCAUUUUUCGAUUACGACUCAAGUUGGCCUGCAGUGCCAGGCCUUGAUCGAGCACCAAGUUGGUCUCAUCAGGACGGGGGAGAUUGCACCAUCUGCGCCUAUCGAUCAAUACCUUGUCUACAAAAGUCUCCUUGACAACCUCCCUCGAAAAGAUGACGGGUCUUACUUCUUGCGCCAUAUCGACUCUAGAGAUGCUAGUUUCUUAGUGGAUUCCGAAUACAACAUCACAGGCAUUAUAGAUUGGGAACUGGCCAUUGUCACAGCCAAAGAAGCGGCUUUCCAAUCGCGUCUGCUGCUGUACAAUCUCGGGGAACUAUACAAUGAAGGAAUCUCCACACUAAGCGAGGAUGAAAAACGGUUUUCCAAGAUCCUUCAAGAAGAGACCCAGUCCGGUGAGCUCUCUGCGUUAGCAGCGCAGAAGCUGCACUUUAGAAUCGACCAAGUGAUAGAGACGAGCCCGGAGGACAGAGAAAACUUUACUAAAGUCUUUAGUGGAUGGUGGAAGGCUGCUACAGGAGAAGAAACAUUCGAUUGGGAUAUUUGGUAUCAAAAUGCACUGAAAAAGUAUGGCAAUGGAGGCUUUACACAUUCUCUUACCAAAUAA